Molecule: messenger RNA, 1800 nt
Organism: Pelobates fuscus (common spadefoot toad)
Lineage: Eukaryota; Metazoa; Chordata; Amphibia; Anura; Pelobatidae
Gene: DUS4L
Product: dihydrouridine synthase 4 like
Exons: 7
Coding region: 94-1041 (315 amino acids)
Biological process (GO): tRNA processing
Molecular function (GO): tRNA dihydrouridine synthase activity; flavin adenine dinucleotide binding
Source: RefSeq, a predicted model, not a curated record
AUGCUGGAAACGUCACAUUCAAAACAACGUGUGCUGGAGCUGACAGAGCGCUGGAAUAGCUGAGCUGCUGCAGCGGGACUUUUAAUUGUACAUAUGAAUCAUGACCAAACAGAUCAAAUCCAAUGUCUGCCUCGAAACCCAUCAGAUUUGUUUUACUCUAAGCAUCCAGUUAAAAUAUGUGCUCCCAUGGUUCGAUACUCAAAAUUGCCAUUCCGGACGCUUGUGAGAAAGUAUGACUGUGAUUUAUGUUACACUCCAAUGAUCAUUGCAGCUGAUUUUGUGAAAUCAGCAAAGGCUAGAAACAGCGAGUUUACAACAAAUCAAGGAGAUAAGCCCCUUGUUGUUCAGUUUGCAGCAAAGGAGUCCCAGGUUUUAGCUGAUGCAGCACGCUAUGUCAGUCCCUUUGCUGGUGGAAUAGAUGUCAACUGUGGGUGUCCUCAAAGGUGGGCAAUGUCUGAAGGUUAUGGAGCCUGUUUAAUAAAUAAACCUGAAUUAGUUAGUGAUAUGGUGAAAACCGUACACAAUCAAGUUGAGAAUCCAAGCUUUUCUGUUUCCAUUAAAAUAAGGAUUCACAGUGACAUCAGCAGAACAGUUGACCUAUGUCGGAAGGCUGAGGCUGCCGGUGUGUCCUGGAUUACAGUUCAUGGAAGACUUACUGAAGAAAGGCAUCAGCCUGUGCACUAUGAUUCUAUCAAAAUUAUAAAAGAAAGUGUGUCUAUACCUGUCGUAGCCAAUGGAGAUAUCAAGAACUUAAAAGAAGUUUCACAAAUUCACAAGAUUACAGGGGCUGAUGGUGUCAUGGCUGCCAGGGGACUCCUUGCUAACCCAGCUAUGUUUGCGGGAUAUGAAGAGACUCCACUGAGCUGUAUUCAGGAUUGGAUUGAUAUUUCAUUGGAACAUGGAACUCCCUUUGCGUGUUUCCAUCAUCACUUGAUCUACAUGUUGGAGAGAAUUACAUCAAAACAAGAGAAGAGAGUUUUUAAUGUUUUAUCUAGUACAUCUGCAGUUCUAAAUUAUUUGAAAGAUAACUAUGGGGUGUGAAAGGUCUUCAUGUUUUCGGAUUAUUGUGAAAAUCCAGGUCUGUCAUAUAUAGAUAGAGUAGCACAUUUACAAAAUGUUAUUUUAAAGAACUCGACAGUUCCCCCUAAAAUCUUCUUAUCUGACAUUUAUUGCAUUCUAAUAUCUAGCCAUUUUACAGAAAACACCUUUCAGAGUGAUUUUUUAAAACAAACCCAGAAAUUAAAACAUACUAGCAGUUUUAUACAAGAGACCCCUUGCAUUUUAGUUUGAAAAGUAUUAGUCUUUCUUAUAUACGAGUUCUGACAAGCUUUAGGGAUCAUUUGCAACCAGUGGUUUAGUUUGGACCAUGCAUUCUCAGUAUACAAAUAUUCUAUUUUCCCUUAAAGUCAAACAUUCUAUACAAAGUUUUGUUGGAUUGAGGGUGAUUACGUUUUUAAAAUCUGCCCAACUCACCACUUAAAUGCAAAAAGUUAACUUCCCUGGUAUCUGAAUGUUUAGCACAAGCAGUAAAACUAAAAGGUAUCCAGACUUCAGCUUUCAAAAUUAUUCCCAAGUUCAACUAAACUAUCAUUUUAAUAUCAGUCCAUUGCGGUCAACAUAAGAUUUACAUGUUCAAGUACACAAUUUAAGGUUCUGCCAACUCUUCAAAGAGGGUUAUUAUUUGACUUUUUGUCAAUAAUCAUGUACACUCUAGUCUUGACAAUUGAAAAAUUACACUGUAGGCAAUAGUGUAGCAUAGUUUAUGGGAAAUGUGACCGAUUUUAAUCAACGUGGAUUUUU